GAAAACCAAGCCAGAUGUGUUGUGCUAAAGUAUUGUGCUAUUAUUGAAGCACACUACUUCAUCCAGAUGUUUCUUUGAAGUGGCUUUCGUUUAAUAAUUCUUUACUGUGCAACACCAUCCCUUAGCUUGCUGUGAGAAAUUUAAUUAAACCAUAAAACUACUCUUUUAUCUCCACUCUCAAAAUAGUGCUUUUUUUUUUAGAUUGUUGGGUUCUGUGUACAGCCAUAUAAACUGUAAGCCUCCAGAAUGGAUUCAUGAAGAUUGAAAUCAGAUGGAAGUCUUGCAUGAUAGUAUUUUAAGGGGUUCUCAUAGCACUAAGGACGACACCCUGAUGAGAACCUGGGACGUCAUAGGAGAACUUUUUUUUUUUUUUACAGCCUGCAAUAGCCAGGUGCUACAAGAUACAGAUAUCAAGUAGAAAGAAGAAGAAAAAAACACCCAACAGCAUAGUCUCAGGAGGAUUAGAACAAGCUGAAGAAGUGCCAGGAGCCAUAAUUUACUUAUGCAACUGGAAAAGUAAGUGAAGAGGUAGCUAAAGCCGCAGCAUCAAUCAGAGCUGUUGACCAUCCAAAUACAAUCUACUAGCAUUAACGUUUGCGCUGCGUGUGAAUUUGCUGACGAUGUUUGGAGCUGAGCCAGAUGGAUUCUCCGUGUCCCUCUACCUUCUCCUGCUCUUCUUGGUUCUUCUGUACUGGUAUUCCAUCUCUCCGUAUUCGGUAUUGCAGCGAUGUGGCAUCCGACAUCCCAAACCGACUCCCUUCAUCGGAAACUUGAUGCUGUUUCGACACGAUUUUUUCAAAGCUCAGAAGGACCUGAUCAACCAGUACGGCCGAGUAUGUGGUUAUUAUCUAGCCAGACUUCCAGUGGUGGUGAUAGCUGACCCAGACAUGCUCAGACAGGUUAUGGUGAAGGAGUUUCAUAACUUCCCAAACAGAAUGGGCACUGAGCCCAUUGAGAGGACAAUACUGUAUUCCCUCUUCUGCAUUCAGAAGCUCGUGGAUGGAUUGAUAUUUAGGACGGCUAUAAAGCCGAUGCCGGACAGUCUGAUCUUGCUGAGAGAUGAACGCUGGAAGCGAGUGCGCAGCAUCCUAACACCAUCCUUCAGCGCAGCCAGGAUGAAAGAGAUGGUUCCUCUUAUCCAUGAAGCUGCAGAAACGUUACUGAAGAACCUGAAGACUUAUGCAGAAUCUGAAGAGACCUUUAACAUCCAGAGGUGUUUUGGUUGCUUCUCUAUGGAUGUGAUAGCAAGUGUGGCGUUCGGGAUGCGCGUGGACUCUCAGAACAACCCCAGCGAUCCAUUUGUGCACUACGCCUCAAAGUUCUUUGCCUUCACUGUUUUCAAACCCAUCAUGAUCAUCUUCAUGGCUUUCCCCUUCCUGAUUGGGCCGCUUCAUGGCUUGAUGAAAGAUAAAGAGGGAACUGAGAUGAGCAAGUUCUUCACCAGUUGUAUUCAGAAACUUAUCAAACAGAGGGAUGAGUUGCCCCCUAGUCAGAGGCGGAGAGACUUCCUGCAGAUGAUGCUGGAUGUGAGGAGCAGUAAGGAGUGUGUGUCCCUGGAUCACUUUGACGUGGUCAAUCAAGCAGACGAGGAAGUCGUGUCUGACGGAAAGGCAGAAAGCGGUCAAAAGUCGGCAAAGCAGCAGAAAAGAAUGAUUACGGAGGAUGAGAUCAUAGGCCAGGCCUUCCUCUUCCUCAUCGCUGGCUAUGAGUCGAGCAGUAACACUCUCUCGUUCGUCUCCUACCUGCUGGCCAUCCACCCGGACUGUCAGAAGAAAGUGCACAGAGAGUUGGACGACUUCUUCAGCAGACACGACUCAGUAGAUUACACUAACAUCCAGGAGCUGAAAUAUUUAGACAUGGUGGUGUGUGAGACUCUGAGGAUGUAUCCACCUGCAUUUAGAUAUGCGCGCACUAUUGAGCAUGACUGUGUGGUGAAUGGACAGUUCCUGCCUAAAGGAGGUACACUAGAGAUCCCAGCAGGCUUCCUGCAUUAUGACCCAGAGCACUGGCACGAGCCAGAGAAAUUCAUACCUGAAAGGUUUACCCCUGAAGCCAAAGCCAGUCGACACCCUUUUGUGUACCUGCCAUUCGGAGCAGGGCCUCGAAGCUGUGUGGGCAUGAGACUGGCCCAGCUGGAGAUAAGGAUGGCCCUGGCUAACAUCUUUAAAGCAUUUAAUGUGGUGGCAUGUCAGGAAACUGAGGUUCCUCUUUCGUUAAAGUCAAGCAGCACGCUCGGACCCAAGAAUGGAGUUUUUGUCAAAAUUACCAAGAGGGAGAAGUUUAAUGAUGAUUAGAAAAAAAUGUCAAGAUUAUGAUUUCUAUAAUGUUGUAUACUGAACAGCUUGGAGCAGCUUAAGUGCUUGGAAUAUACGUCAUUUGCAUAGUAAACUGUAGAAGUGAUUUAGUCACAUAAAAGCUUACUGCAUAUAAUAGACAGUGUGUAAACUGUAUGAUCAUUCAGCCGUAUUAUAUACACGGAUGCUUCUGAUUUCUUGACCCUUGAUUUCUUGCAAAUAAAAAAAAUUGCUUUCUUUUAUUAUUGUAAGGAAAAAAUAUUAUCCUGGGAUCAAUACCAAGGAAUAACAGCAGAACGGAUUAAAGGUGGGAUUCAUCCAA
Messenger RNA from Hemibagrus wyckioides, 2616 nucleotides. It is a transcript of the gene tbxas1, whose product is annotated as thromboxane A synthase 1 (platelet). The transcript has 16 exons. NCBI's taxonomy places the organism in Eukaryota, Metazoa, Chordata, Actinopteri, Siluriformes, Bagridae. The coding region runs from base 621 to 2294 and encodes 557 amino acids. The record is from RefSeq and is a predicted model, not a curated record. Gene Ontology annotation, molecular function: oxidoreductase activity, acting on paired donors, with incorporation or reduction of molecular oxygen; steroid hydroxylase activity; iron ion binding.